Messenger RNA from Ilex paraguariensis (yerba mate), 450 nucleotides. Lineage: Eukaryota; Viridiplantae; Streptophyta; Magnoliopsida; Aquifoliales; Aquifoliaceae. The record is from the annotation of a GenBank genome assembly.
AUGGAAAAAGUGGGACAGGUUCAGUUAGAUGAUUUGGGCUUGGUUAAAGACGUGAAAAAAUAUUCAAAUGAUAAAGGGCCUGGUGUUUCUGUCGAUCCGAAAGGAAAUCCGAAGAAGAGUUACCCUAAGACGAAUGGAGAAGGGGUUAGGGCUUUGUCUAAGGCUUCGGCUAAGCCUACUGCUCACAAAGGAAGCAAAGGCAGUGGAGAUGGGACUAUUCAGAUAGAACAACCAAAAGAACAAAAGGGAGUGGAAGCAAGUCAACAAUCCGGAAGUGUAGAAGGAAGAACAGACUUGGAAGAUGAGGAAGCAUUAAUUCUAAGUAAUGAAAGGGGAGGAGAUAUUGAUGAUGCAUGUUUCAAGGUGGAUGAAGUGCGAUUCGGAGAGGAUAUCUACUCUGAUCUUAGAGAGCCAGCUGAUGACCCUGAUGGUGAGGACUUGGAGAGCUAG